Molecule: messenger RNA, 2173 nt
Organism: Ostrea edulis (European flat oyster)
Lineage: Eukaryota; Metazoa; Mollusca; Bivalvia; Ostreida; Ostreidae
Product: U3 small nucleolar ribonucleoprotein protein MPP10-like
Exons: 10
Coding region: 49-2166 (705 amino acids)
Biological process (GO): rRNA processing
Cellular component (GO): nucleus; small-subunit processome; Mpp10 complex
Source: RefSeq, a predicted model, not a curated record
ACAUUCAUUUACAGGGUUUCUUGUGGUAAAUAGUCGCAUCAUUUAAAGAUGGCUGCGCUCAUGGACAACCUCAUGUCAACAGUUUUACUUAACUUUUCAGAGUGUUCCAGAAAGCCGGAGGAGUUUUUAAAUGUGCAGCCUCAAGCUUUCACCAAAUUUCGGGAGAUCACAAAGUCUGUGUAUGACUCUAGUAAGUCAGAAGACACGGGGAAACUGGAAAGUGAUUCAGCUCUACCAGAACUGAUAGUGGAAAACUUUGAUAAUGAACAGAUAUGGCAACAAAUAGAAUUACAAAACAAUGGAGUGAUUGACAACUUAUUAUCAAAAAUCAGCAGUGUAGUGACAGCCCAAGAUAAACUCAGUCUGAGAACCAAGUCAGACCAAAGCGAUCCAGGCGGCAAGAAAAAAGUUCGAUUUCACAACAAGGACUCAGGAAAUGAUGAGAGUGAGGAAGAAGGCACAGAUGUUGAGGUGGAAAAGAUAAAGAGUCGACUGAUCGAUGAGGAGGAGGAUAGUGACAGCAGUAAGGAGAUGAUUUUCAAAGGCAAUAAUGUGUUGGACAUUGAAAGUGAUGAUGAGGACAGUGAAAUUGACUUCAAAUUUCCUAAGUUAGAACCUCCACCCCCUGAUGAAGAGGAAUCAGAGACUGAUGAUGAAAACCUGAUCAAGAAAGAGACGCGUAAACACCAAGGACAGGAAGUGAAUAAGAAGAGGCGGCCCGCCAGUGUGGUCGACGACAAGUUCUUCAAAUUAGCGGACAUGGAGGCGUUUCUGGAACAGGAGGAUGCGAGAGAGGAGAGGAGGAUAAGGGGAGAGGACAGCGAUGAAGACGAUGAGGACAUCGACUUGUUCGCCGACAUUCCGUCAGAUGAUGAGGAGGAUGGAGAGAGUGGAAGAAAAGUUCACUAUGAAGACUUCUUUGAUCCUCCAGAAGAGGAAUCUGGGAAAAAAGAAAAAAAGUUCAAACAAUCUAAGAGAUCAAGUGGAGAGGAUGAAGACCAGGAAGAAGAAGAGGAGGAUGAGGAGGAGAAAAUGUUUGAAGAGGAAGAAAUGGAAGAGGGAGAUGAUGAUGAGGUCGAAGAAGAUGAGAUGGAAGACGAUAGUCCAAUAAAAAGAAGAGAUCUUUUAGACUCUGACAGUGAAGGGGAGGAUCCAGACGAGGUGUUGGGCCGAAAACCACAGGAAAAGUCAACAUUUGAGAAACAGCAAGACAAGCUGAGAGAAAAGAUAUCUAAACUGGAGGCAGCCAGCCUAGCAGAAAAACAAUGGCAGAUGUCAGGAGAGAUAGGGGCCACAAGUCGACCAGAGAAUAGCUUGUUAGAGGAACACUUGAUGUACGACCAGACGGUCAGACUGGCCCCUGUAAUAACCGAGGAGACCACCCAAACCUUGGAAUCCAUCAUCAUACAGAGAAUCAAAGACAAGGCCUUUGAUGAUGUGGAGCGAAAAGUGAAACCUAAAGAAAAUCCGAUUGAAUACAAGAAAAGGAUUGUGUUGGACCAGGAGAAAAGCAAGCUUAGUCUGGGGGAGGUGUAUGAACAGGAGUAUGUCAAACAACAGAAGGAAGAUGAGGAGGAGAAGACAGACCCGGAACACGAACAGAUCAAGUCCAUGAUGCAGUCCCUCCUCAUCAAACUGGACGCCCUGUCAAACUUCCAGUACACACCCAAACCCGUGGCUCCGGAGGUGAAGAUCGUUACAAAUCUGCCCUCUAUCAUGAUGGAAGAGGUGGCUCCUGUAACCCAUGGCGAUGGAACAUUGCUGGCUCCGGAGGAAAUCAAGGAUAAAAGAAAAGGUGAACUAAAAGGCAAAACAGAACGCACAGAGACCGACAGGAAGUCGGAGCGGCGGACGAAGAAGGCCGAGAAACGGAAACGACACAGGGAGAAGAAGAAGCGGCAAGCCCUGGUGGAGAAACUGAACCCCGGCCUGGGGAACAAGUACAGCAAGGAAAAGGCCGUCAAAGAACUGGAGAAAAGCAGCAAAGCAGGGUCAGGGGUUACCGUGCUCAAGGAAGACAAGCACUCGACCAAUCAGAAACUCACCUCCUCCCGGACAUUCUUCACGCAGCUCCAGGAGGACGCGCAGUCACAGAUCAAAAAACGGAAGACAGACUCCACCAGUAAAAAGACUGUACAAAAGUCAGCGAAAAUAUAUAAAUUAUGAUUUCAUU